Molecule: messenger RNA, 568 nt
Organism: Caenorhabditis angaria
Lineage: Eukaryota; Metazoa; Nematoda; Chromadorea; Rhabditida; Rhabditidae
Source: the annotation of a GenBank genome assembly
AUGUGUUUUUUCACUAUUCUACUAUCACUCAUAUUUAUGAGUCAUAUUUCCUGCACAAAAAAGAAGAAGAAUGUUCGAAAAGUUCAAUGUGGUUCUUCGAUGUCAGAAAGACGUGGAGGUGGAGUUGCGAAAACUCCAACACAAAAAAAUUCUGGCACAAACACUGCGAUUCCAAAAUCACUUGCACCAACACAAAGACGAUCAGCAACAAAUGCACAAUCAGCGGUUCUCGACAAUACACAAGAAUCGAAUGUUCAAGAUGUUGCUGUUUCGAAAGUUGGAUCAAAUACAACUGUGAAAAAUAAUCAAGGAACACAACGAUUAUCGAAUCGAUCAACUGUCAGAUUAUCGCAAAGUCAACAACUUAAUGAUGGGUGAAUAGAUUUUUGUUGAUUUUUAGAUAUGAACUGGGUUCCUAGAAUAUCAAAAAAUAGAUCUGAUUAUCAGAACUUUCAAAAAUUUCCCAAAUCAAAAUUUUGUAUUUUUCAGCCCACAAGAACCCGAAUUCUUACCAUCUGAUCAGGAUGAUGAUACAAUGCGAUGUGUGAAAAGCAUCAGAAGAAAUUAA